UUUUUAAUUGUUGAAGCUAAUUGCUUGUAGCAGCAAUAAGCACCUAUAUCUUCGUGUAGGGUUUCUUCUGCUUCUUAGAAAGCUAAAACGCUGUCGUUUUUUCCUUCUUCUUCCCCAAAUUCGCCGAUAUGAAGCUCACCGUUAAAACUCUCAAAGGCAGUCAUUUUGAAAUUAGAGUUCAGCCCACUGAUACUGUUAUGGCAGUUAAAAAGAAUAUAGAAGAUGUGCAAGGAAAGGAUAAUUAUCCAUGUGGGCAACAGUUGUUAAUUCAUAACGGGAAAGUGUUGAAAGAUGAGACUACAUUGGCUAGUAAUGACGUCUCUGAAGAUGGUUUUCUAGUUGUUAUGCUUAGUAAGAGUAAAUCUUCAGGUUCAUCUGGGACCUCAUCAACCCAGCCUGUUGCAUCAACUCCACCUACAACUGCGCCAACUUCAAAUUCAACUCCAGCAGUUGAAGUUCAAGCACCGACCCCAAAGAAUGCGACGUCUGCUUCGGACACAACAACAGCCACUGCACAAAGUGAGACCUAUGGUCAAGCUGCGUCAAAUUUAGUUGCUGGUAAUAACCUGGAACAGACUAUUCAACAGUUAAUGGAUAUGGGGGGUGGAACAUGGGAUAAGGAAACUGUUACCCGCGCACUUCGAGCUGCCUACAACAAUCCAGAAAGGGCAGUAGACUACCUGUACUCCGGUAUUCCAGAAACAGCAGAAGUUGCUGUUCCGGUGGCUCCUUUCUCUGCAGGUGAGGCAGCUGAUACCGGUGCUGCUCCUGCUGCACCUGUAUCUGGAGGACCAAAUUCAUCUCCUUUGGAUAUGUUUCCACAGGGGACAAUUUCUGCUGGUGCUGAUGCCGGCGGUGGACUUGGCACCCUUGAUUUCCUUAGAAAUAACACACAGUUCCAAACCUUGAGAUCAAUGGUUCAGGCAAAUCCUCAAAUAUUACAGCCCAUGCUUCAGGAGCUUGGAAAGCAAAAUCCUCAGCUGUUAAGAAUGAUUCAAGAACAUCAGGCAGAAUUUCUUCAGUUAUUAAAUGAACCUCUAGAAGGUUCAGAAGGGGAUCUAUUUGAUCAGGGUGACCAAGAUAUGCCCCAUGCUAUAAAUGUGACCCCCGCUGAACAGGAGGCUAUUGAACGGCUGGAGGCAAUGGGAUUUGAUAGAGCCCUAGUUAUUGAGGCAUUUUUGGCUUGCGAUCGCAAUGAGGAAUUGGCGGCUAAUUAUCUAUUGGAAAAUGCUGGAGAUUUUGAGGAUUGAAAUACUGAGUUUGAGACAUAGUUUUUUAUUUGAAUUAUUAUUUUUUAGAUGGAUCUGCCUCUUGGUUAGUGUUUGGAGUACAUUGCAAUUAUUGUAAACCCUUAUCACGAAUCAUUUGAAAAUUAAUUUUCAUUUUGUGUUA
Messenger RNA from Mercurialis annua (annual mercury), 1392 nucleotides. RefSeq names its product ubiquitin receptor RAD23b. Gene Ontology annotation, cellular component: cytosol; nucleoplasm. The record is from RefSeq and is a predicted model, not a curated record. The coding region runs from base 129 to 1250 and encodes 373 amino acids. Gene Ontology annotation, biological process: proteasome-mediated ubiquitin-dependent protein catabolic process; nucleotide-excision repair. Gene Ontology annotation, molecular function: ubiquitin binding; damaged DNA binding; proteasome binding. The transcript is spliced from 12 exons. NCBI's taxonomy places the organism in Eukaryota, Viridiplantae, Streptophyta, Magnoliopsida, Malpighiales, Euphorbiaceae.